CCCCACCUACCUCCCCUCGGAUCCAACCCCUUCGAUUCCAGCCGUGAUGAGGAUCCAGUUCGCGCCCCUCCGAAUCCCCCUGCAACGCAGACUGCAGACUCUGGCGGUCCUGCAAUGGAUCUUCUCCUUCCUGGCUCUCGCGCAGUGCUGCUUGGUCAUCUUUGUCCUGCUCCUGCUCACUGACUAUUGGCUCAUUGCCGCUCUCUACGCCGGUUGGCUCUACCUGGACCGAGACACGCCAUCCAGCGGAGGUCGGAGGUCAGCGUGGAUCCGCAGCUGGGUGAUCUGGAGGUACUUCCGCGAUUACUUCCCGAUCACGCUGGUGAAGACGGCGGAACUGGAUCCAGAACACAACUACCUGUUCGGCUUCCAUCCCCACGGAAUCCUGGUGGCCGGAGCGUUCGGGAACUUCUGCACCGAGGCGACCGGAUUCUCCCGGCUCUUCCCGGGACUCACCCCCUACCUGCUGAUGCUGCCCUUCUGGUUCAGGGUGCCUUUCUACAGGGAGUACAUCAUGUGUGGAGGCCUGGUGUCCUCGGACAAGCAGAGCGCCAAUCACAUCCUGAGCCAGGAGGGUGGGGGUCAGGUGGCGGUGGUGGCCGUGGGGGGCCCCCCCGAGUCGCUGGACGCCCGGCCGGGGGCACUGACUCUCAGCAUCCUUGACAGAAAGGGCUUCAUCAAAAUGGCACUGAAAACCGGGGCCCACCUCGUGCCGGUGUUUUCCUUUGGUGAGAACGAGCUAUUCAACCAGGUGGAGAAUCCCCCCGGAUCAUUGCUGCGGACAGUGCAGGACAAGCUACAGAGGCUGAUGGGACUGGCAAUGCCCCUGUUCCAUGCCCGCGGAGUCUUCCAGUACAAUUUUGGUCUGCUGCCCUAUAGAAGUCCCAUCUUCACUGUUGUGGGGAAACCCAUUCCGGUGACGAGGAACCUGAGCCCCUCCCACGACGACAUCGAGAGGCUCCACAAGCUGUACCUGGAUCAGCUCACCCGCCUGUUUGAGGAGAACAAGAUCCGGUUCGGCGUUCCGGAGAGCAGCCACUUGGUGCUGAGAUAGCAGACACUGCACCCUCCCAGGAUAUGAGAUCGGACUGCCGACCCCAGAACCAAACCUCAGCCCUCCCGCCUGCCUUCCAUUGGAGUGGACGCAGAAUAAAUCCGACCGAUGACCCUCGAUCGAAAGCAACCUUUUCCCUGCAAUGUAUGUCAGCUCUUGUGUCUCAAUAAAGGACUGCAGCUCUGCC
Messenger RNA from Pristis pectinata (smalltooth sawfish), 1241 nucleotides. It is a transcript of the gene mogat3a, whose product is annotated as monoacylglycerol O-acyltransferase 3a. The record is from RefSeq and is a predicted model, not a curated record. NCBI's taxonomy places the organism in Eukaryota, Metazoa, Chordata, Chondrichthyes, Rhinopristiformes, Pristidae. The transcript has 6 exons. Gene Ontology annotation, molecular function: diacylglycerol O-acyltransferase activity. Gene Ontology annotation, biological process: triglyceride biosynthetic process. The coding region runs from base 47 to 1054 and encodes 335 amino acids. Gene Ontology annotation, cellular component: endoplasmic reticulum membrane.